AUGGCAGAUUCUCUCCAUACCAUCUCAACAGGACAGUCGUCGGUCCAGGCGUUCCAGCCAGAGGCUUUGGAAGAGCGUCCUCCAACAGAAAGACGUCCCUCACUUUUGGAGAGGUUCACCACUGCUGCCUCUAGUUUUAUCCUGACGGAUUCCGAAGCCCAACGGAAGCCUAGCGUCGUGGGAAGUGAGACUGGUGGAAGUAGCAUCCAUAAUUUCACCAGUAUGCGGACUGAAGAUGAAUGGUUUGGCUCCUCGCAAAUUUAUCGUUCUCUUACCAACAGAAAGGAACCGAUUGAAGAAUUUCCCAGCUUGGAGGAGUUUAGUAGCGAGGAUGAGAAUGAUCCAAUUGCGCUUACAGGAUCCAACACUGAGUUUCAGCCGCAUCCACCGAAGCCCCGUAGAAGAGAAAGCACUAUUGUUUCGACAAUUCAGUCGAUAUCACGGAAAUUUGGCUUUUGGGAUUCGGACUUUGCUGCUGAGAGAAUUCGAAUCGCUGGAACGUUGGUAAAGAACUAUGUGUAUUUGUUGAGUGGUUUUGCAAUUGCACUUUCCAUUUAUUGGGGAUCUUACUACCAACGUUCCACUAGAUAUAAGAAUGUUCCCUUCGCUGUCAUCAUCGGAGAUACAACCUUGGGACAAUUGCCCCCUAUUUUGGGUAACCUUGUGCUACUGUUUUUCCAAAAUGUUCCAUUAGUGAAAACUUUGGGCAAUUACCAUAUAUGGUCCUACGAGCGCAUACUUGCAAAGGCUCAGGAGCACAACAACACUAUUCAAGAAGAAGUUUUUAGACAAGUGCACCAUCAGCAUUAUAGGGCUGCAUUCUUUGUGCAUGAAAACGCAACAUUGUCUAUGUAUCAGGCGCUAGUGACGCUAAAUACCACCUUUAAUCCAGCCACAGAAUUACUUUCCGUUGUUUACGAAACAGGAAGUGACUAUAAUGCGGUUCACAACUACAUUUCAACGUUGACUGAACAAAUUUCGAGGGUGUUCGCGGGCUUCAUGGUGAAACUGCCAUGGGUUGGAUACAUGAUGCAGACACUAAAUUCGACUCAGGUUGAUAAUGUGUUCAAUCAAGCUCCUCAACUUUUCACGUCUAAUCCUCGCUUUGUGGUAGAUGAUAGACUUCCAGUUCCUGAACAAGUUGUUCAGGCUCCAUUGCAAAUUGGACUUAUCUACUUGUGUAUCUUCACAUUCUUCCAAUUUGUGUUCUCCGUCCCAAUCCAUAUGUACAUCGCAUCCAAGAUCAAAGGUCUUAGGUACGUGGGCUACAGAAUUCUUGCGGCGCAAGCUGCAUAUGUUGUUCUUGGGUUGGCCUAUGUGUUAUUGAAUACUGCUUUUCAAAUCAGUUUCACAAAAGCGUUCGGCAAUCUGGGAUUCUUGGUCAUUUGGGCAUUCGCAUUUUUGACAAUGUCAUCUGUUGGUUCACUUAUUGAAGUUUUGGUUUUGUUUUGCAUUAUUUUAAAGCCAGCCAUGAUAGGACUUGUCCUUCUUCUCGUUGCAGUUGUCAACUUAGCUCCAACCAUCUCGCCUAUCGUGCUCUGUCCGGACUUUUAUCGCUAUGGGUAUGCUAUGCCAGUGUUUAAUUCAUAUCAACUCAUGCAAGUUGCAUUUUUCAAUUCAUACAAGGGCCAUAUGGGAAGAAACAUCGGUAUUCUAUGUGCUUGGAUUGUUGUCACGAAUGCUAUGAUGCCAUUUGCCAUGAAGUGGAUGGCCAGUCGGCUACCUCAACAACCGGGAGCUCUGUCAUAA
This is a messenger RNA of Sungouiella intermedia, 1749 nucleotides long. The record is from the annotation of a GenBank genome assembly. Lineage: Eukaryota; Fungi; Ascomycota; Pichiomycetes; Serinales; Metschnikowiaceae.